Molecule: messenger RNA, 925 nt
Organism: Gastrolobium bilobum
Lineage: Eukaryota; Viridiplantae; Streptophyta; Magnoliopsida; Fabales; Fabaceae
Exons: 2
Coding region: 30-659 (209 amino acids)
Biological process (GO): regulation of DNA-templated transcription; endoplasmic reticulum to Golgi vesicle-mediated transport; intracellular protein transport
Cellular component (GO): endoplasmic reticulum membrane; endoplasmic reticulum
Molecular function (GO): sequence-specific DNA binding
Source: RefSeq, a predicted model, not a curated record
GUUCCAAUUGAACUGAACAAAGAAAAAAGAUGUUGCAGCUUUUAUAUGCGGUGAUAUUUGGGGAAAUGUUAAUGAUUGUGAGCUUUCUGUUCAAGACUCCGCUCAGGAAACUCGUCAUCGUUUUAUUGGGUCGGGUCAAGCGAGGUCGGGGACCCGUCGUCGUGAAGACCGUCGCCGCCACAUUGCUGGUGGUGCUCGCUUCCUCCUUCUACACCAUCAUCAAGAUUAAGGGUCGCACCCUUGAACUUGGUAUUGUCAACCCCACCGACCAAGUCCUCAUGUCCAAGCACAUGCUCGAAGCUUCUCUUUUGGGGUUUGUUCUGUUCCUGUCUCUGAUGAUAGAUAGAUUGCACCAUUACAUUAGAGAGCUUCGGUUGCUCAGGAAGAACUUGGAGGCUGAUAAGAAACGAAGUCUAAGUUUUGAGGACGGUAAAAAUGGCCGUGCAGAGGAGCACAAGGCAUUGAUAGAAGAAAUAGCCACAUUGAAGCCCAAAGUUAAGAAACUGGAAUCUGAAAGUGAGGUGAAAGGAAGCAAGGCUAAGGCUUUGGAAGCUGAGGUGGAGGCUCUUAAAAAGCAAUAUGAGGGGUUCCAUAUGGAAUAUGAACGCCUCUUGGCAGAUAAUCAGAAUCUGCAAAGUCAGUUGGAGGCUAAGUACUAAUUACCAGAGCUUUUCCCAUCUUGAUAACAAAAAGAGAAUGUGAAGGUUCCUAUAUCUAGCAAAGCAAUUUUCUCACUUUCAUUCAGCUGCUUCUGUUUGAGGGUAUACAUGUUUGCACUAGAGAACUAUGUCACAGUUGGAUAGAUAUAUUUUAAGUUCAUAAAGAGGAAAGAGAUGUUAUGCGGAUUGAGUGAGUUGACUAUGCUUAAAGCAGCUGAUAUAAUAGGAUAGUGGAUAGGGGUUGAUAGUAUAGAAGAGCUUAUAAG